GCGUCCUCCAAGCCACCAACACCGCUCGCGGUCCCUCGGGGAAACCUGCGAGGAAGAGCGCGCACGUGCGCGCAACUGAGCAUGCGCCGUGGCCCGCCCACUGGGCGAAGGCAGUAGAAGCGACGUUGCAAAGUCAACUGCUCUCUCUCCCCGCCCCCAGGCCGCCGGGACCUGGAGCGACCGGGAGCCGGCGCCCGUGCGUGAUGACGUACUUGCUCGCGAAGACGUGGGGACGCAGGCGGGCCGUAAGAGAGCGGCGUCAGUGUUGGGGGUAUAUAGAGAAGUAUUCAGGACCUGAAGCAGCUGCCCUAAAGCCUAGACUCACUGUGAUGUUGAGAAGAGUGCCACACUGUGGUUGAGACUACACGUCACUUUGAUCAGUCUUCUGCUCCUAAGUCCACACUGUGGUUCCUGGGUAUUGUGACUCAGCUGCCUGUGUAUUCCCUAAACCUGACCACAUCUUCCUAUCUCCGGCUUGAUAUCUCACCAUGCAUCGGAGAUCAAGAGGAGUUAACAUUGGGCUGCUUCUGCUCCUUUCUCAAAUCUUCCAGGUUGGAAUCAACAAUGUUCCACCUGUCACUCUGGCAACGUUGGCUCUCAACAUCUGGUUCUUCUUGAAUCCCCUGAAGCCGCUGCUUAGCUCCUGCCUCAGCGUGGAGAAGUGUUACCAUCAGAAGGACUGGCAGCGCCUGCUGCUUUCUCCUCUUCACCACGCGGAUGACUGGCACCUAUAUUUCAAUAUGGUAUCCAUGCUGUGGAAAGGAAUUCAUCUGGAGAGAAGACUGGGGAGUAGAUGGUUUGCCUACAUCAUCGUCACGUUCUCCCUCCUCACUGGGGUGGUGUACCUGUUCUUGGAAUUUGCUCUGGCAGAAUUUCUGAAUGAGCCUGACUUCAAAAGGAAUUGUGCUGUCGGUUUCUCAGGAGUAUUGUUUGCUUUGAAAGUUCUGAACAACCAUUGUUGCCCUGGAGGCUUUGUCAACGUUUUGGGCUUUCCUGUAUCCAACAGAUUUGCUUGUUGGGUGGAACUCUUGGCUAUUCAUUUCAUCUCGCCAGGGACUUCCUUUGCCGGGCAUCUGGCUGGAAUUCUUGUUGGACUGAUGUACACUCAUGGGCCUCUGAAGAAGAUCAUGGAAUCGUGCACAGGCAUUUUCCCAUCCAACAUUGAUUAUCCAGGACAGCAGUACUACUUUAAUAGUUCAGGCUACUCUGGAUAUCAGGAUUAUUACCCAUACGGCGGGCAAGGUGCCUAUGAAGAUGUCCCCAGGAACUAUGACACGUACACCGCGGGACUGAGUGAAGAGGAGCAGCUGGAGAGAGCAUUGAGAGCCAGCCUCUUGGACCAAGGCCGGGAACCAAGACUGCUGAGCCUGUGUGCCCUAGAGCCCAUGCUGUGCAACAAGAGAAGCUACCACAAUGAAAUGCCUGCACGCUGCAGCUAGAGAAAAGCCCGAGCAGCGAUGAAGACACAGCAGCCAAAAAUUAAAAUAAAUAAAAAUUUAAAAAAAUUAUCAAAAAGUUUCAAAUUAAGUUUUCCAAAUAGAGGUUUUUAAAUGUCUUCUUGGUCAACGUUAACUUUCCUGUGGGAAUUUCUACUACACAUUUCAUGGUUGAGUGUUUCCAGAACCUUCAAUGGAGAUGUGUGAAAGUGGAGGGAAUAUAAAAUCCCCAGAUAUUUUCCAGCCCACAGCUAACACUCAGCCAACUAUAGGCAGAAUCUUCCACUUUAGUGGAAAGUUAGAAAAGACGAUAUUACAUGGAGAACUUUAUGAAAGGCACAGCUCACUGACAUCAAGGAGAAUUAAAUGCAUUUGUGACCACACUUGAUUUCUGGAAAAAAGAGAAUCACCAUUGGUGUCCAGCAGGACUAUGGGUCCAUCUAAGGCCUAUGAGACAAGGAAGGUCAAGUGUACUGUUACUGAGUAACUCGAGACGAUGUUUCAGAGAUUUUGGUGGUUUUCAAUCCUGGCUGCCGGUCAGAAUCAUCUGAGGAGCUUUUAAAAAUUAUCGGUGCCUGGACCCCCAAAUAAGCCGGAGUGCAUGGCCAGUAGGGCAGGGGUGAGGGUGUGUACACCGAGACAGCCAUGUGGGCGCAGGCACUAGGGUUGCGUUAUGAGCAUCCUGCGAUGCGUGCAGGCCUUCACGUGGGGAGCUCCUUGAGGACAAAGGAGAGACGUUUCCAUUUAUCUCUAUAUCACUCUUUAGCUGUAGAAGACGACAGAGGGUACCUUUUUAAAAAAAAAAAAAAUUUAAUUGAAAGUACAAAUAGUACCAUCCAUUUAGUAGUUACCUAGAUUUCUAAAUUCUAUGUAAUUUUUAGAAUAUAUGGAAAACCCAUAUUGUGCCAGGAAUGAGCAAGGUAGCCACGCCCUCUUCCCCUAAAAUGAAGAUUAAAACCAAAGUUUCUGCCUGCAGGAAACUUAGUCAAGUGGAAGAGAGAGAGAGAGAAGGUUAGGAGGAGGGAACUAAGAAGGAAUCAACAGAAACAGCCGUUGUCUGAGUUAACCUGUUGUUAAUCAGAGAGAAGGGUGACUGAUGGUCGGGAAUAUUUAGGAAUGGGAUGGAUUGAUGGAGAGAAGGAGAGCGAGCGAGUCGUAAAUGGUUUCCUCUUAGGUUUACAUGAUGAGAAAGGAAAUCAUUAAGAAGAACUUACAUCACAUACUAGUUCUUACUGGAAAUCAUACAAUUAAGAAACUGUAGAAGAGCAUGUUUGUUUUUCAUUUAUUCUGUUUUUUAGUCUUGCCUUUAUUAAUGAGGAAUGUUGACAUAAACAUAAAGCAGCACAUUUUAAUGA
Messenger RNA from Bubalus bubalis (water buffalo), 2791 nucleotides. RefSeq names its product rhomboid domain containing 1 (gene RHBDD1). Bases 489 to 1439 code for a protein of 316 amino acids. Gene Ontology annotation, molecular function: serine-type endopeptidase activity. The transcript is spliced from 8 exons. Gene Ontology annotation, cellular component: membrane. The record is from RefSeq and is a predicted model, not a curated record. Lineage: Eukaryota; Metazoa; Chordata; Mammalia; Artiodactyla; Bovidae.